Molecule: messenger RNA, 4550 nt
Organism: Schistosoma haematobium
Lineage: Eukaryota; Metazoa; Platyhelminthes; Trematoda; Strigeidida; Schistosomatidae
Gene: AZI1
Product: Centrosomal protein of 131 kDa
Exons: 16
Coding region: 691-3906 (1071 amino acids)
Biological process (GO): regulation of centrosome duplication; cilium assembly; intraciliary transport involved in cilium assembly
Cellular component (GO): centriolar satellite
Source: RefSeq, a predicted model, not a curated record
CUCCUGUAUUUUCAGUAUGUGUUGUUUACUUGUUUGAUGAUUGAAAAUUGCCUGUCCUUUUUUAAACAUUCUUAACUGAAAUUUAUCGGUCAUGAUUCACAGUGUCUAUUUUUAUCUGAAGUCAGCUACGAUGAUGUUAUUUGGGAUAAAAAUAAAUAUCACAUUUUUGAACCAGUGACCUAACAGAAUGGGACAAAAUACAAAGUAUUCUGUUUUUAGCUGUACGGUUUUACAAAAUUAUUGUAAAGCACUGACAACUCUCGAACAAGAAAUGUGAGAGAGAUUAUUAGAAGCAAUAAAAAUCCUUUUCGAGGCCCAGAAGUUUCUUCUAGUACUUCAGAACCAUUGGUUGAGCAGAAGUUGGAAUCCCCUGACAAUUUAAUUACUAACGACGAUGAAAACCCGCUCAUCGAUUUCAAUAACACAAUUCACACCGAUUCAUUAACAUUUAGGAGAGACAAAUGUAGUUCGUGGUCGAGUAACUCAAACGAUAAAAGUGUUUCAAGAUGGCUUGAAACACAUUUUCAUGACCAAAACGAUAGUGAUUUUAUAUGGGACGGUCAACAUGACAAUGACAUAUUGACACCAUGCUCAGACAAAAAAGGUGAAGACUUCAAAUGUGGACAAAAUUUGGACACGAUAGGGGAUAGUUUAGACUUGAAUAUAAAUCCAAGAUUAGGAAAUAUCUGUAUGGAUUUGAACGAAGUUUCAGGUGAUGAUGGUGAUUUACAAUACACAGAUAUCAAUGAGAAAACAGAUACUCCACCUCCAUGUUUAGUCAGACCUUCAUCUAAUUCAAUCAACACUGCACGCCAGAUAAGUGGUUUUAAUGAUGAAUUAAAACUGAUAACCUCAACUUCGUAUGAUGACAAUCGACGUAAUUCCGCAGCGACUGUUAUACAAAAGUUUUGGAGACUUCAUAGGAGAAGAUAUUUAGCAGCGGAAGCCGUAAUGUAUCGUCUGCUUGACAAUCAAAAACGCAGAUUAAGUAAACAGAACAUGAAUAAUGGACGACCCAUUCAUUCAGUUCUACAAAGUCGUCAAAAUGAGUUAAAACAGAAAAGGAAACAACAACACCAAAAUGCUAUUAAAAUUUUGCAGGAGAAUCGAUCCUCUAAAAGUUCGCAAAGUCAAGAAACUUUAGAGGAUAAGGCAGAAGUAAAUGAUGUGUCUGAAUCAAUUCUUGUAUCUGGUAACCGAAAGGACCGUACAAAUGAAGACAAAUCAAACAUUUUGAAUAAGCCUAUAUUUACUACCAAUGCUAAUCAAUGUAAAACUUACAGCUCUGAUAUUCAUAUUACCACAACUACAGAACAAAAUGUACACAAUGAAAUUGCACAAGUCUGUAGGGAGAACAGCAGUCUCUGUCAGACUGAGUUUUGCGGUCUACGGAAAGAUGGAAAUAACAGGGCACUUGGUCAACAAAAAAAUGUAUCUGGGGAAAAGAAUAUGUCAGCUGUAGAUAACAUACUUCAGGAAUUAAAACAGCUAGAAAGUGUGGAAUUCUUAAAUUAUUGCCCAACGAAUGAUCAAUGUAUUGAUGUCUCAAAACAGGUUUCCUUGCAGAAGUGUCCCAUUCCAACUACAUGGUCUGAAAUGGUCAAGGACAUUAGUCGUGUCCUAUCUGAGGCUGAACAAGAUGAAGUGCAUUCAGUCAACUUCAGGAAAUAUUGUAGUGUUCAACGAUCUACAGGCUUAAAAGGUGUUCGAAAUCGAUCUGAUUCUACAUUAUCCAAUUAUUCUUCACUUGGUCAGUCAAAUUGGUCUGGUUCAUCUACAAUAACUACAAACAGACAUACGUUCCUGAGUGAAGAGAAUUUGCAUUCACAUACCAAACAUAUGGAACGGGUUUGUUCACGACAAAAGGCCCAAAAAGAACUGGAUCAAUCUAUAUCUCAAUGUCGAGAAAAAUUGACUACUUUCAUCCAGUCAAAUCAUAAUAAUGUAUGUCAUAAUCUUCCAGAACCAAAAGGCGGUGAUCCUGGUACUAAUCAACACACAAAGUAUUCUAAGAGUCGAAACUCUGCUACAUCACAAAGACCAUCUUCUGUAAAAAACCAAACAACUUCUAGAUCUUUACAAUGUAACUGCUUUAAGAGCCCUAUGAAUCUAUCAAAUGCUCAUUUGCUGCAUACAAAUUCUGUUGGAACAAAAGCUGAAAAUAAAUUGUCUUACAAAAGUCAUAUGGGGCGUAGUACACAAAAUCUUUAUGAUAGUGUAUCACUGAAGGACGGAAUGAAGCAGAUAAUUCAAAGCGACGAUGGACGUAUCACUACUGACAAUGAAUGUUUGAUGUUGGAACUUGAAGAGAAAAAAGGUCAAAUAAAACGCUUACAGAGAAUUAUAGAGCAUCAAAGAGAACUGUUUUUAAGGCAGUCGGAAGACACACAGCGAGAUGGUGAUCGAAGAAUAGAAUCAAUUAAAGCUGAUUAUGAAUGUACAAUUAACCGAAAUUAUAAACUAAUUGAUGAACUAAUUGAAGAGAAAAAAGUACUUCAUACAAAAUGUGAAGAAUUUUUAGAAGAACUAAAGACAGUGACAAAGAAAACGAACGAAAAAAUCAAAGCACUUGAAGAAAGACACAAAGUCGAGAUGCGAAAAGUAGAGGCCAAACAUUUAGCUGCGGAAAAGCUGCGCCGGGAAAAGUGGGAGACAGAAAAAGCAAAACAUUUUAAAGAAGUUACUAUUCGUGGGAUGGAAAAUGAAGUAGCCCAAAUGAUCGCAAAUCACAAGGCUGAAAUGGCAAGUUUGCGUCAGUCAUGCGCUCAACAAAUUCAAGCAGCUGAUGUACGCGCCUAUCAAGCUUAUAUUAGUCACAUUGAAGAACUAAAACAGACGUUGAUAAAAGAAAAAGAUGAAGCCUGCUGUAGAGAAAGAGAACUUGUUGAACAACGAUUAAAUCAAACUUUAACAGAAGAACGUAAUUCUUUGGAAGCCCAUAGACGUAGAUUGUUAGAUGAGAUUUCUGAUGAACGUGAAAGAUUGGCAUUGACUGCAUCUAAACAAAGGGCUGAAAUGGAUACUCUUAGGAACAAUUUAGAAGUUGCCUUGACACAAGCUAACGAACAACAUAAAAUGGAAAUUGAACAAUUAAGGGCGGAUUUGAUUCAAAGACAUAAGGAUGAAAUAGCUGAGUUGAAUCAACGUAAUUUGGCUGAACGUACAGCAUGGGAAGAACAUACUAAGUCAUUGUUGGAAUCCCAGUAUACUUCUAGAGAGACUAUACUGAAGGAACAGCUCAAGAAAGAACGAGAUCGCUUGUUAGAAUCUGCAGUUCAACGUCUUGAAGCUGAAGCAAAUGAAGCAAGGUUAGAAACUGAUCGUCAAGCAGAACUGAAGGUGAAACGUGUACGUGAAAAAUUCCAAGCUGAAAUAGAGGAACUUGAAAGAUCAGAGAGACAAGCAAUGGAGAAAUAUUGUCUGAUGAAGACUCAAUUUUUAGAUAAAGAGCAUGAAGGAGAUAGACUUCGGUCACAGUUGACGCAGAAAGAUCAGGAGUUAACUGAAGUUCGCUUAUUAUACGAAAAACUUAAUCAAGAACGCCAAAACAUUUCAGAUGUAAUACGUCAGGAAUUUGCUGAUCGCCUUGUUUAUGUGGAAGAAGAAAAUAGGUCGAUGAAACGUGAGUUAGCCGAACUGAAGGCCCGUUUAAAGGCUGAACAAGAAAGACAUGAAAAAGAAAUUGAUGCUAUUAAGAAAUUGAACAACUCAGAAAUAGAAACAGUUCACCUAAAAAUUAAAGAGAUCAUUAAAAAGAAAGAGGAAAAAUUCGCCAUAUUGCGAGAAAGCUUUCAAAAUGAACUUGAGAAGAAGGAUCGUGAAUUGGACGCAGCCAAUCAGAGAGCUCAACAUUUGGAAGAGUUGAUAGACCAUCAAAACAAACAGUUUCUACAAGCCAAUCACUAAUACUUUUUAAUAAAAAGUAUUUUGAAGAUGAUUCAUUUGAAAAUACCCAAUCGUUGCUUAAUUAUCUCUACCAUGGCAACCUUGCCUACCAAGUUUUUAAAUUAAAAACUGCUGCAUGCUAUAGGUUUUUGAUUAUAGCAUUCUACGUUAUUUCUAGAACAAAAAAUCAUUCUAAUAAGCCUACCGAUCAAAAUAUUUUAACUCGAAAAUUGAUCCAUUCCUUUUACGUGAUUACUGGCCUGUAUGGCUUUCCAUAAAAAGCACCACAACAGUGAAAUAUGAACAUUUAGUUAUUUACUGGACAGAUAACUGGAAAAACAAGUAUACAAAUAUAACUCUACACAAAAAUUUCUGGGUUUAAGGUUUCACACGUCGUAUGAGAAUAGGAAAUCAACAAAAGUGAAAAACAAAAUGAAAUAAACCGUUUUAAGUUCGGGAAAAUAUAAAUGUAAGGAAGAAAUAAACUACCACUUACUAAUAGUUCUAUUAUUAUCAAACCCGAAAUGAAAAUUCAAAGAGGAGUCUACUUACUUAAGUAAAAGCAGAGAAAUGAAACCAACUGUUGAUUUUAUGAAAUAAAAUAUACUCGCACACGUUUUAAGUUUAUAUUUUCAUGCUCCCAGUAUGUCUUGGAAAAUAAGACG